AAAAAUUAACAGAUAUAUUAUAAACUUGCAAGAAAAAAAAGUUAAUAAAAUAAAUUUUAAGGUUAUGUUGAGCACAUAGUUUUCUGUUGAAUUUUCAUGUCAGAUGGGAAUUUUAUAAUCAAAAAUGUAAAAUUCAUCCGAGGGUCCAUUGUAAUUUUAUGUCAAUCGAGCAAAGGCUCAGAGUGCAAGAAUGUCGCAGAGUAACGAACCUGAUAUUCUCGUUUCAACUAAUAAUGGUAUUUUGAAAAUAAUACUCAACAAACCAAGAAAGAAAAAUGCUAUAUCAGCAUCGAUGUACAAGCAGAUUGGUGAUAUAAUAAAUGAAUCAGCGAAAAAUGAUAACGUUCGAAUGUUAGUAUUGACGGGAGUGGGUGAUUUUUUUACAAGUGGAAAUGAAUUUAAUGUAGCAUUAUUGGAGGAUGUAGAAAAAUCUGUCAGAAAAUUUAAAAAAUAUAUUUAUUUUAGAGAAUUUGUCGAUGCUGUUAUAAAAUGUCCAAAACUUUUGGUGGCAAUUGUAAAUGGACCAGCGAUAGGAAUUGGAGUAACAGUUCUUGCACUUUUCGAUAUUGUGUACGCGUCUGAGAAGGCUUAUUUUAACACUCCUUUUUCGAAAUUGGGACUUAUAGCAGAAUGUUGCUCGAGUUACACUUUUCCAAGACUAAUGGGACGAUCGAAGGCUGGAGAAAUGCUCUACUUUUGUCACAAAAUGAGUGCGGAGGAAGCGAAAGAAUAUGGUUUGAUUUCUAAAAUCUAUCAAUCUGAUUCUGUGAAUGAAGUUUGGAAAUAUUUGGAAACAAUCGUAGCAACUAUGUCUUUUGAGACUAUACACGCGACAAAAAUGUUAAUUAAACGAUGGGAUUUGAAUACUUUAUUGAAAGUGAACGAAGAUGAAGUUGAAGAAUUAAAAAAGAGAUAUGCCUCCGAAGAUCUUAUGAAUCGUGUGGCUGCUUUUCUCAGCAGAAAAAGCAAAAUGUAAAUACUAAAUUUUUUAUCUAAUUUUCAUGAAAUUACUCUACAGAGUUUUUAACAAGUUUUUACACACUUUUUAUAUAUUCUAUAAUAUAUAUUUACAUAUUGUCAUAUUGUCAAUUUAAAAAAAGGAAAAAACAAUCAAAAAUGGAAAUAUAUUUUCAAAAUAAAAUUAAUUUUCCAGAGUUGUCACGAA
This is a messenger RNA of Leptopilina heterotoma, 1165 nucleotides long. Its product is annotated as enoyl-CoA delta isomerase 2-like. The coding region runs from base 191 to 976 and encodes 261 amino acids. Lineage: Eukaryota; Metazoa; Arthropoda; Insecta; Hymenoptera; Figitidae. The record is from RefSeq and is a predicted model, not a curated record. The transcript has 7 exons.